Messenger RNA from Colletotrichum lupini, 3855 nucleotides. RefSeq lists its product as uncharacterized. The transcript is spliced from 15 exons. The coding region runs from base 1 to 3855 and encodes 1284 amino acids. The record is from RefSeq and is a predicted model, not a curated record. NCBI's taxonomy places the organism in Eukaryota, Fungi, Ascomycota, Sordariomycetes, Glomerellales, Glomerellaceae.
AUGAUAGAUAUCAAUGCAUUGAUUAUGGGAAACCGUAGAGGAACAGCCGUCAUUACAUCACGUAAGGUGCUUAUGCUCCCAUGCUUUUGUUUGCCAGUCAAAAUUGAGCCCCCGCUCAGUAUGAGUGUACAGUGGAGGUGGUAUUUCUUCGAUGCAUCUUUCAAUCAGUGGGGCCAAGCAGACCGGACCUCCAGCUCUCGGUCCACACAGCGGCGGCCGGCCGGAACGGAGCUGGCAGCUGAUCCCCGGGCGUGGUAUUUGGAGGCACCUCAGGCCUGCCAGUACAAUAGGGUGACCCUUUCGUGGCUUUCUUCAAUUCCUACUGCCUGGUUUGGGCUGAUAGGCGCCCACCAACUCUAUCCCGCAUCGUCUUCAGUUACUUUGAAGAGGAAGGGGAACAGAACUCUGAAAGACUCACUGGCUGCCAAUGGUUCCUCUCGGUUUUAUUGUGUAAGCCGAGCCAGAUCAAAGCACCUCAACAUACCAGUCAUGUCUGCACCCGCAGUAGAGUCACUCAAUCUACUCACCGUACCCAAUACACGGUCUCAUGUCACCGGGGCACACUUCAUUCUUUUCCUCCUGAUUACAUCGCAUUCUCGUUGCCCAAAAACCACCAUCAUACAGCAUCGCAAUCCAUCAGGCGAUUCUCGCGAGCGGCUUCUCUCCAGUCAUCUCCUCUUCGACGCUCUUGGUAGGAUAGCCGCGUGGCUGAGGCAGCCGGCGGUGUUUGGAACCGCGCUGAGCUACGCACCCCCGCCAAUCUUCAUCUUUGGGUAUCCAGACUGCGAACUGGCGGACUUAGAAGCUACUCAUACCUUUGGUUGCUACUCUAACUUCGACGUCGUCAAUCUCCCGGCUGCUUUGGUUUCCCGUUGCCUAUGUCCUGAUCUCUUCGCAGCAAUGGCCUCGGACGAGAACAAGGCGCCACCAGCGGCUGCAGACAAUGAUUGGUCACCUGUAGUCAUGGACUGGUGGGAGGCCCCUCAGGACGGAGAUCAAGAAGAAAGCCGGGGCGGUGCUCAAGAUGAGCCCGACCGCGGUAUCACGUACGUUGGGCCUCCGCUCCGAGAGCAAGCUGCUGAGGAGCCUUUGCUUGAGCGCUUGGCUACAGAGCUAUUUCCUAUAGCAACAUUCCGUGAAGGAACAUCUCCCGAAGAGACAACUGAUAUCCCGGAUGCCUUUGCAGUCGUUGAUGUCCCGUCGCAGACACUCGAUACCUUCAGUAACUUUGUACGAUCGCAACAGGGACCACGCGCCACUGAGAACAAUAUGCCGCACAGUCAGGCUCGCCGAUACUCCCAGUUCCUUCUCCACGACAUUCAGAAUGAACUCAACGAAGGCGAUACCUUGAUCUUCGUGGACUUCCCUGCUCCUGCGAAUCCAGCAGACAGCGUUGAUUGCUUCAUCUACGCAUGGAACUCGGUCCGAUUUCGGAUGCCCUCUGAGAAGCUCCUGGCCACUGGAUCCUCCAAGUUCGCGGAGAUGCUGAAUCCUACCUACCAAUUCCGUGUCCAGCGUCGGCGCAAGAUUGCCAAGAAUCUUCCUCCGGGCAUCAAAUACGUCUUGGACCUUACCCCUCCUUCCGAGGGCGAUGAUCUCGUCUUUCAGAUGACUGAAGCCUCGCUGACACCGGGCAUCAUGAGCUGGUGGACAGCUUUCGACAAGCACGAUGUUGACGACUACGUCGUGCGUGGCCAUGACGAUAUCUGCUCUUGUUGGAAAGAAGCAAAGGUCGAUAGCUUCAACACGAUCAUCGACAAGAUCUCAGCGAGCGAAGCGUCCCGAGAUGAGAACAAGGAACGGGACCCGGAGAUGGAGUACGCCAUCAGUUCGGCUAUCAGAGAGAGUCUGCGCGAUGUCAUUCCAGAGAACGGCAAGAAUAAGGAGAGGCUGUACAGUGAGGACAAGGGAUUGGCUGCCAGGGUUCUGGAGAAGAAGUCUAGAGGAGACUUUUCUGCUCCCGCAGUUCCCCCCUAUAGACGCAUCCCGGACUACUGCCCGAUCCGCCAUCGCGUCAACAUUCUGCGCCUCAUGUGCAUCAUUGCAAACAAGCGAGUUUUCAUCGAUUCGGCCGCUCGAGUUUGGACCCUGGUGGCAGUUGCCAAGAUUUUGGACUGCACCACUGUUGUGCGCGAUCUAGUUCUUCAGUGGAUCACGUCUCCCAACAAUACCUCCUUCAUCGAAGUGUUGCCCGAAGAGAGUCUUCAACUCGGUGUCGCCCUGAAGCUGGAGGCUGUCACCCGCUCAGCGUUCCGAAUCCUGGUGAAUGAGCUUGCUCUGGAAGAAGCCGCCGAUGUGAAGGGAACGCCCAAAGCCGCAACCUACACCGUUUUUGGACGCAAGCGUCACGAUCCCGGCGACGACUUGAACAACCUCAUCCAGCACGCGGCCAGAGCCAUGGUCGAGCGCGUCUCGUGGCCCGUCAACCAGCUGGUCAGCGAGACCAUCUUCGACGAUCUGCAAAUUCCGGAGUGGACGCGGUUGCAGAACCUCAUCAGCAUGCUCUCGAGCUGCCCAGAUGACCCCGUCGUGGUCAAAGCCAAGGUCUCCGCGAUGACGGUAUCGUUUACGCUGAAGACUCUCUGGGAAAACCACGUGGUCUACAAGUUGCUUAGAAAGCCUCUUGACGCCGAUGAUCUCCAAAAGAUUGACGACCACCGAGCCAGCUACGUCGACAUUCAGAACUUUAACCGCUUCGAAAUCAUCUACAACCAGUUCAACAACGUGCAGAAGGCUCUGUGCACUUUCAUGUACGAGACGGUCGGAAACAAAUGGGCGUCUCUGUCCGAAAUAUACACUUCAAGCGCCUCGGGCCAAAUGAAUGUGUACAAGUUGGUCACGACCUUGUGGGACCACUUGAAGGAGGUCCUCGUCGCGCACCCCGAAUUCGCCUGGGACGGCGCCUGGAUGGCCGUUCUGAACCUCCCUCGCCCCCUCUCCAUGAAGAACCCGUUCGACACCCGCGAAUUGGAUAUGAUGGGGGCCUGCAGAUACGCGUUCGACACCCGCGAAUUCCAAAAACCCCUCCAGGACUUCCUCAAACCGUUCUACCAGGAAUGCGUCCGUGCCGACUUCGAGAUUAGGAUGAACUUGACGCCGCACUUGCUGCUGAAGCUGCACCACAACGAGUUGAAGUUCUUGCCUCUCUGGGCCGGCGGUAACGACGACGGUACCGGAGGCGUGUUUGAACACUCCCUGCCUCCUGCCGAUUAUGGUCCGGCCGGUCCGGGACCAGCCUAUCACACUGGUAUCACGAUCCCCUCGGAUGCCUCGAGCACCUCGGGCUCGGUGAGCAGCGUCUUGAGACAGCUUCGUCUGGAGGGAAGCGGCAGCACCGUCGGACCUGGCAGCGUGGACGUGCAAGACGGCAUCUCGACCGUCUUCAACCCGAACAGGGUCAUCGCCGACGACGUCUCGAUCCGCACAGAGUCCUUCACGGACGGGGGCUCGGAGUACGGCAACGCCAAGUUCGCCAUCCCCGCAGACGGACAGUCUGUGGCUGAGGCCAUGAGCACAAUGGUACUCGAUGAGAGUCACGACCAGUCGGACGCGGGCACCAGCAUCAACUUCGAUACCGACGCUGACGAGGACGACGAGGUGAUGACGGAGGUUGGUCCAGAGGACAGCCGCUCUCGCGAACAGACUCCCGAGUACGUCAUUGAGGGUUCCGGUGCUCGCGCGGCAUUCUCCUCUCGCGAGAAUCAGCCGGCCUCUGCUGCUUAUGGUCUAGAUCAUUGUAUCGGAAAUGCGGGGUUCAGCCAGAUACUCAUGAAUAACGAUGGUGGCAGAUUCAUACUGGAUUACACAGGGAACAAAAAGGGGUCUACGGUUGAUGACACUGGCUCUCACUUAUAG